AUGCUGUCCACAGACGAGACGGCACCGCUGCUGGGAACGGCAGAAGAUGCUCGGGCAACUGCAGCGAUUCCGUCGGACAAGGACGACGACAAGGGCUGUCGCCUGCCACGCCUCACCACGCGCCAGCUCGCCACCUUGCUGACGGCGCUGGCGAUCUUCCUGGCCGAGCUGACCUUCAACACAAUGAUGCCGGCCAUCAACAGCAUGAUCGAGGAAAUUCUCUGCCGGCAGCUCUACGGCGACAGCAACACGACAGGUGACUGCAAGGGCGACGAUGUGCAGCGCCGUCUGGCCGCCAUGCGCGGCUGGCAGACUGCAGGCGAGUGCAUUCCAGCCAUCCUCUUUACGGUCCCUUACGGCAUCAUGGCCGACAAGAUCGGGCGCAGGCCCGUCGUCCUGCUUGCCUUCAGUGGCCUGCUUCUCCAGCAGGGCUGGUACCCGAUUGUCUACUUCUUCCAAGACACGAUGCCGCCCUGGACGAUCUACCUCUCUUCCCUCUUCGCCUGCGUCGGCAGCUUCUCGUCCGUCGGUCCCGCUAUGAUCCACACCAUCCUGGCCGACGUCACACCACAGGCCGAACGGGCGUCCGCUUACUUUAUCAUCGUGGCCACCUUCCUCGUCUCCGACAUGAUCAGCAGCCCACUUGGUGGCACCUUGCUGCUGUUCGGCAACUGGGCCCCGCUUCUCGUUGGUGUCGCCGCCGCCGUCCUCGCCGUCCUCGUGCUGCUGCCACUGCCGGAGACGCUCGGCUUUGAUCAGACCACAGGCACUGUUCAGACGGCUGCAAACAGCACCGACACCGACAGCACAGACGGGUCCUCAGCCAAACAGCCGCUGACCGUGUGGCAGCAGACCGUCCACGUGCUGCGCACCGACGCCCUGGAGACCUGGCGCUUCAUCUUCUCCAACCGGCACAUCAUGCUGCUCACGUCGUCCUUUGUCUUCUUCGUCAUCGGCCGCUUCGUGCAGGAGCUGCUGCUGCAGUACGCGACGAAGCGUUACAACUGGUCCUGGAGCCGGGCGGCCUUCCUCCUCACCAUCCGCAGCAUGUCCAACCUGGUGCUCUUCAUCGUCAUCCUGCCGGCAGCCAGCAUCUUUUGCUUGCACCGCCUCGGCAUGUCGCCCUUGACCAAGGACCUGGUGCUGGCGCGCAUCAGCGGCGUGUUCGCCGUGCUUGGUUCCCUGAUGAUCGCAUUCGCUGUCACGCCUUGGAUGCUGUCAAUUGCUCUCAUCGUGUUCUCCUUGGGCGGCGGCUUCACCUCGGUGUUGCGAAGUCUGCUUAGUGCCUUUGUCGAGUCUCAUCACCAGGCCAUGCUCAACUCGAUUAUUGGUCUUUUCGAGUUUUCCGGCCUGAUGGUCACCAGCCCCCUACUCUACGGCGCCAUGCAACAUGGUCUGGAGCUAGGCGGUCUCUGGAUAGGCCUGCCCUUUAUGUACGCUGCUGGCAUCACCAGCCUGGCCGCUGGCAUUGCGUUUGCCUUCCAGAUCCCCCCGGUGAUGUUAGCGCCGGCCAGCGAAGCCUCUGGGGCCGAGGAGGAAGGUGUUGGGGACAACUCUACAUGA
Grosmannia clavigera kw1407 is the source of this 1563-nucleotide messenger RNA. Its product is annotated as major facilitator superfamily transporter. The record is from RefSeq and is a predicted model, not a curated record. The transcript has 5 exons. Gene Ontology annotation, biological process: transmembrane transport. Gene Ontology annotation, molecular function: transmembrane transporter activity. Gene Ontology annotation, cellular component: membrane. Lineage: Eukaryota; Fungi; Ascomycota; Sordariomycetes; Ophiostomatales; Ophiostomataceae. The coding region runs from base 1 to 1563 and encodes 520 amino acids.